Molecule: messenger RNA, 459 nt
Organism: Protopolystoma xenopodis
Lineage: Eukaryota; Metazoa; Platyhelminthes; Monogenea; Polystomatidea; Polystomatidae
Source: the annotation of a GenBank genome assembly
AUGUCGCAUAAAAGCCCCGUUUCACCCCUUCACCUUGCAGCCUUCGCCCAAGCUGCCAUCAUCUGCUUUCUCGUCGCCAUGCCGCUCACAAUCGUCUCGAUCAGCUUCUGUGUCUAUGCCCAGCACUGCCGGGCACUGGGAAAGCGGAUCAGUCAUGCACACUCGGCUGGUGAGGCGAUCAUCUUCGCAGGUGCCUCAGCUGAUAAUGCCCAUAUUUUGGUCUGUUGCAGCAAUUUCAGGCGUCCACAUUUCCGUGAUGCAGAGGAAGAGGCAACUACACUUUGCACAAAACGACGUAAAAACUGGGUCACUAAGCUGGAUCCGACUCGCUUGCCAAAUCAAGCAACAAAAUUGAAGUUCUGCGAAGCUCUAUUGCAAUCGUCAGUUUGGCAGGAUUUGAGUCUAAAACCUGUAUCAUUGGCCGGAACUGUUUCCACCUCGAGUGGAAGAUUUACAUAA